Messenger RNA from Mercurialis annua (annual mercury), 4310 nucleotides. RefSeq lists its product as uncharacterized. The transcript is spliced from 21 exons. Gene Ontology annotation, molecular function: protein binding. Lineage: Eukaryota; Viridiplantae; Streptophyta; Magnoliopsida; Malpighiales; Euphorbiaceae. Bases 134 to 4069 code for a protein of 1311 amino acids. The record is from RefSeq and is a predicted model, not a curated record.
UUACUGUUCAUUGCUUAAAAGUAUUUGAAAAUAAAUUAAGAAGAAAGAUGAGCAAAGCAGAGGGAGAAAUGGAAAUGAAGGUAGAUUUGUGAAUGUUAUAACCAUAAAGUUUCAGAUCGAGAAUUGGAAGAAAAUGCUUCGACUGAGGGCAUUUAGGCCCAGCAAUGAGAAGAUAGUGAAGAUUCAGUUGCAUCCAACGCAUCCAUGGCUUGUCACUGCCGACGCUUCAGAUCGCGUUUCCGUUUGGAAUUGGGAGCAUCGUCAGGUAAUUUACGAGCUGAAAGCUGGUGGCGUUGAUGAGAGGCGUUUAGUUGGUGCUAAAUUGGAGAAGCUCGCUGAGGGUGAAUCAGACAUUAAAGGGAAACCCACAGAAGCAAUGAGGGGAGGGAGUGUGAAGCAGGUGAGCUUUUAUGAUGAUGAUGUACGGUUUUGGCAACUUUGGCGGAGUCGCUCUGCGGCUGCUGAAGCUCCCUCUGCUGUCAACAAUGUAACUUCCACUUUUGCUUCUCCUGCCCCAUCUACUAAAGGAAGGCACUUCCUCGUCAUUUGUUGUGAAAACAAAGCUAUUUUUCUCGACUUGGUUACUAUGCGUGGUCGUGAUGUGCUUAAGCAAGAACUUGAUAACAAGUCACUUUUAUGUAUGGAGUUUCUCUGUCGAUCCACUGCUGGGGAUGGCCCUUUAGUUGCAUUUGGUGGAUCAGAUGGUGUCAUCAGAGUUCUUUCAAUGAUAACAUGGAGGCUUGUGCGUAGAUAUACUGGAGGUCAUAAAGGAUCCAUAUCUUGUUUGAUGACUUUUAUGGCAUCCUCUGGUGAGGCACUUCUUAUCUCGGGUGGUAGUGAUGGCUUACUUGUACUUUGGAGUGCUGACCAUGGUCAAGAUUCACGAGAACUUGUACCUAAGCUAAGCUUAAAGGCACAUGAUGGUGGGGUCGUGGCUGUUGAGCUUUCCAGAGUGAUAGGAGGUGCUCCACAACUUAUCACCAUUGGUGCAGAUAAGACAUUAGCUAUAUGGGAUACAAUCUCUUUUAAGGAGUUACGGCGAAUAAAACCUGUUCCAAAACUAACUUGUCACAGUGUAGCAUCGUGGUGUCACCCUCGCGCUCCAAACCUUGAUAUUUUAACUUGUGUUAAGGAUUCACAUAUAUGGGCUAUUGAACACCCCACCUAUUCAGCCCUCACGAGGCCGUUGUGUGAGCUUUCGUCGCUAAUCCCUCCUCAAGUUCUUGCACCAAAUAAAAAACUUAGGGUUUAUUGCAUGGUUGCACAUUUUUUACAACCCCAUCUUGUUGUUACUGGAACCAACAUUGGUGUGAUAGUUAGCGAGUUUGAUCCUAGAUCUCUUCCAGCUGUAGCUGCUCUACCAACACCAUCAGGAAAUAGGGACCAUUCUGCUGUGUAUGUUGUUGAAAGGGAAUUAAAGCUACUAAAUUUUCAAUUGUCCAACACAGCAAAUCCCUCUCUCGGAAGCAAUGGCUCCCUAUCUGAAACAGGAAAGUUCAAGGGAGAUUCUGCUGAAUCAUUGCAUGUGAAGCAAAUUAAGAGGCAUAUUAGUACUCCUGUUCCACAUGAUUCAUAUUCAGUUCUUUCAGUAAGCAGUUCGGGCAAAUAUGUCGCAAUUGUUUGGCCUGAUAUUCCUUACUUCUCCAUAUACAAGGUUAGUGAUUGGUCAAUUGUAGAUUCAGGCAGUGCAAGGCUUCUGGCUUGGGAUACAUGUCGUGAUAGAUUUGCUAUAUUGGAAUCUGCAUUAGCUCCCAGAAUUCCUGUGAUUCCCAAGGGAGUUUCAUCAAGGAAAGCAAAAGAAGCAGCAGCAGCUGCAGCACAAGCAGCUGCUGCAGCUGCUAGUGCUGCUUCUGCAGCUAGUGUGCAAGUUCGCAUCUUGCUGGAUGAUGGUACAUCAAAUAUACUUAUGAGAUCCAUAGGAAGUCGAUCUGAACCGGUUAUUGGCUUGCAUGGAGGGGCACUACUAGGUGUGGCAUACAGAACAUCUAGGAGGAUUAGCCCUACUGCUGCAACAGCUAUAUCUACUAUUCAAUCUAUGCCUUUGUCAGGAUUUGGUGGUAGUGGCGUUUCUUCAUUUAGUACUUUCGAAGAUGGAUUUUCUUCUCAAAGACCCACUGAAGACACCCCUCAAAAUUUUCAGCUGUAUAGUUGGGAAACUUUUGAACCUGUUGGUGGUCUACUUCCUCAGCCAGAAUGGACUGCAUGGGAUCAAACUGUUGAAUAUUGUGCUUUUGCCUAUCAACAGUAUAUAGUCAUAUCUUCUUUGCGUCCUCAAUAUCGAUACCUGGGAGAUGUUGCAAUUCCCUAUGCUACUGGUGCUGUUUGGCACCGAAGGCAGCUUUUUGUGGCUACCCCAACUACCAUUGAGUGUGUUUUUGUAGAUGCUGGAGUUGCAGCGAUUGAUAUUGAAACAAGGAAGAUGAAAGAAGAGAUGAAAAUGAAAGAACAACAGGCGAGAGCAAUAGCUGAACAUGGAGAGUUAGCUCUGAUCACAGUAGAAGGUUCUCAAAGUGCUUCACAAGAAAGAAUAAAAUUAAGGCCACCUAUGCUACAGGUGGUUCGUUUAGCUUCUUUUCAGCAUGUUCCUGCUGUGCCACCUUUUUUAACUUUGCCAAAGCAGACAAAAGCUGAUGAUGGUGACUCAGCAUUGCCAAAAGAGAUAGAGCGAACCAGUGAGAUUGCAGUUGGUGGUGGAGGGGUGUCUGUGGCUGUUACUCGUUUUCCGACAGAGCAGAAGCGACCUGUUGGACCUCUACAAGUGGUGGGUGUAAGGGAUGGAGUUCUCUGGCUUAUUGAUAGGUAUAUGUGCGCACAUGCCUUAUCCCUAAAUCAUCCCGGUAUUCGUUGUCGGUGUCUUGCUGCAUAUGGAGAUGCUGUUAGUGCAGUUAAAUGGGCAAGUAGGCUUGGUAGAGAACAUCAUGAUGAUUUGGCACAAUUUAUGCUAGGGAUGGGCUAUGCUACCGAAGCCCUUCAUUUGCCUGGAAUAUCUAAGAGGUUGGAAUUUGAUCUAGCCAUGCAGAGCAAUGAUUUAAAAAGAGCACUUCAGUGUCUUCUUACAAUGAGCAAUAGCAGGGACAUAGGGCAAGAUGGCACUGGACUUGGAUUGACUGACAUUCUCAACUUAACGGCAAAGAAGGAAAAUAUUGUCGAAGCUGUUGAAGGAGUUGUAAAGUUUGCAAAAGAGUUUCUGGAGCUCAUUGAUGCUGCAGAUGCCACUGCACAGGUUGACAUUGCUCGUGAAGCUCUAAAGAGGUUAGCUGCUGCAGGUUCUGUGAAGGGAGCUUUACAGGGUCAUGAGUUAAGAGGACUUGCUUUACGCCUUGCAAAUCAUGGGGAGUUGACAAGGCUAAGUAAUUUAGUGAACAAUUUGAUUUCAAUUGGUUUGGGACGUGAAGCUGCAUUUUCAGCUGCUGUUUUGGGAGACAAUGCUCUCAUGGAAAAAGCCUGGCAGGAUACUGGAAUGCUGGCUGAGUCUGUACUUCAUGCCCAAGCUCAUGGGCGACCAACACUUAAGAACUUGGUUCAGGCUUGGAACAAAAUGCUACAGAAAGAGGUUGAUCACAGUCCAUCAACAAAGACAGAUGCUGCAACUGCAUUUCUUGCUUCUCUGGAGGAGCCUAAGUUUACAAGUUUGGCAGAAGCAGGGAAAAAACCAGCAAUUGAAAUUCUUCCUCCAGGGAUGCCAUCACUUUCUGCGUUUAUUACUCCCCAGAAAAAACCCAUUCCUGUCACACAAACUGCACAGCAGCAACCACCUAGCAAGCAGUUGCAAUUAGAGGGACCACCCCCUGCUUCUUCUGAACCAUCUGCUCCCACCAACGCUACUACAACCGCACCAGAAAAUACGACGACACCAGAUUUAGGAAGUGCUCCACCCCCAUCUGAAGCAAGUGAACCCAAUGGUUCUGUUGAUGAUAAAGCUCCUAUCUCAUCCUCAGUGAAUAAUUCAGAUCCAGAUGCUUCUCGAGAUAAUGUCCCGCCAAUGUCAGCAGAGAUACCCCCUAAAAUGCCAGAAAACCCCGGAACAAGUCUUCCAACUACCAUGCCCAUUACUGAUGAUCUGAUUUGAAAUUUUUGUUCGGGACCUACUAGAUAACAGAGCACUGGAAAUUCUCACUUCCAGGGAAUUUUGAUUAUGUAUCAUCAGUGUGUAUAUGAACAUGAUAAUACGAUAGAGCGACAGAUUAGGUUGAUAACAAUUUGAAUCUGUGAUUGUACAUUUCGGUGGAGCUGCCUUUUGUAUACUAGCAUUUGUUAUUUUUAUUGAGUUGCUUCAAGGUUUCAACCAUGAAGGCGGAUUAUUGCUUUAA